Messenger RNA from Saxophila tyrrhenica, 570 nucleotides. Its product is annotated as 60S ribosomal subunit assembly/export protein. Gene Ontology annotation, biological process: ribosomal large subunit biogenesis; intracellular mRNA localization. The transcript has a single exon. Gene Ontology annotation, molecular function: mRNA binding. The coding region runs from base 1 to 570 and encodes 189 amino acids. Gene Ontology annotation, cellular component: nucleolus; preribosome, large subunit precursor. Lineage: Eukaryota; Fungi; Ascomycota; Dothideomycetes; Mycosphaerellales; Extremaceae. The record is from RefSeq and is a predicted model, not a curated record.
AUGCCCACCAAAGUAAAGACCGGCUCGGCCAAAGGCGCCAACAAACGCUCCACCAAACCCUCCUCCUCCGGCAGCACCUCAAAAACCAAGAAAAAGCCCUCCGGUGCCAAACCAGCACCCACCCAACACAAACCCGCCGCCCGCACCGCCGUCGUAAAGAAGAAACCACCUCACCUCCGCUACACCGAAAAAGACCUCAAAGUCCCCGCCCUCAACGGCAUCCGCCCCUCUGGCGUCCAAAAACUGCCGAACAAGAAAAAAGGCAAGAAAUUUGUCGACGACGGGGAAGGUAUGCGCACGAUUUUGGCCAUGGUGAUGGCGGACAAGGAGGGGGAUGUGGAGAGUAAGAUGAUGCGGGCGAGACAGCUGGAGGAGGUGCGGGAGGCGAGGAGGGUGGAGAUGGAGAGUAGGGCGCAGGCGAAGAAGGAGGGGUUGGAGGAGAGGAAGAUGGGGAUUAGGAGUGGGCGGAGGAAGAGGGGGAGGGGUGGUGAGGUGGGGGGAGGCGAUGCGGGUGCUGGUGGGGAGGAGAAGGUGGUGAAGAAGGCGAAGAAGAGGGUGAGCUUUGGUUGA